This is a messenger RNA of Leptidea sinapis, 4472 nucleotides long. It is a transcript of the gene ninaC, whose product is annotated as neither inactivation nor afterpotential protein C. Gene Ontology annotation, molecular function: ATP binding; protein binding; cytoskeletal motor activity. Bases 72 to 4466 code for a protein of 1464 amino acids. The record is from RefSeq and is a predicted model, not a curated record. The transcript has 17 exons. Gene Ontology annotation, cellular component: myosin complex. Gene Ontology annotation, biological process: protein phosphorylation. NCBI's taxonomy places the organism in Eukaryota, Metazoa, Arthropoda, Insecta, Lepidoptera, Pieridae.
GACAAUCCGCGUUCAACGGAUACGACUAACAAGUGUAAAAUAUUAUUACAUAUGCCCAUCUUUGAACAAACAUGUUUGAAGGAAGGAUUAGAGAAACCCUCAAUAUAUCAGCCCUACCAAGUCCUCAUGACCGCUAUAAAAUAGAAAAAAAACUUGGCUCUGGCCUUUUCGGAAAAGUUUUCCAAGCUGCCGACGACCAGGCCACCGGAAAAGUUGUUGCUGUAAAAGUAAUCAACUAUACUGAUACAAACGAAGACCAUGUACAAGAUGAAUAUAAAAUCCUUAGGGACUUUACAAAACAUCCAAAUAUAAUCGACUUCUACGGCGUUUUUUGCGAACGUACAGAAUAUGUCAAGAAGGUCUGGUUCGUUGUCGAGCUAUGCGAAUUCGGAUCUGUCAUGGACAUUGUCAGAAAGUUGAAAGCGGCAGACAAAAAAAUGUCCGAAGAACACAUCGCUUACAUCCUCAAAUAUACGAUCAAGGCACUUGUCUAUUUACACGAAAACAAAGUGAUACACCGUAACAUACGAUGCAGUAAUAUACUAAUAAAAAGUAACGGAGAAAUUAAAAUAUGUGACUUCGCACUGGCAUGCCGACUAAGUGAUUCCAUGGAAAAGACAAAGACUAAUAUUGGAUCACCAAGCUGGAUGGCUCCGGAAAUAAUUAUUGGCGGAGAAGGUUACGGAAUUAGAGUUGACACCUGGGCAAUUGGAAUAAGCACUAUAGAAAUGGUUGAUGGUAAAGCUCCAUUCGAAGAUAUGCACCCAAUGGGAGCGCUAUUCCAAAUUGUACGGAAUCCGCCACCAAGCUUGGCAAAACCAUCAAUGUCUUCCAACGACAUAAACGAUUUUAUUACAGAGUGCUUGGAAAAAAAUCCAGAGCAUCGUCCCUUCGUAAUGGAGCUAGAAGAACAUCCUUUUAUACAAUCAGUUCCAGAAAAUGAUUUCCAUUUAUCUACUGAAAUAAAAAUGCUAUUCAACGACAUGCAAGAAAAAGAGCUACCGCCCAGACGAGCGGAACGCAUUAUUAAAGAUGGGUUACUUUAUACUCAAGGACGACCUGAAUCUGAAACAAUGCAAGUAGAAGAUCUGGCAGCUUUAGAUUAUUUAACAGAAGACAAUGUCCUCACAGAACUUCACACAAAGUUAGAAAAAGGGUCGUUUGCAUCCUUUAUUGGAGAUAUAUUGUUAAUAUUAAAUCCUAAUCAAUCUGACGAUAUUUACAAUGAACAUUAUCACAAAAAAUAUGAAUGCAAAUCUAGAUCAGACAACGAACCACAUAUUUUUGCGGUUGCGGAUAGUGCCUUUCAAAACGCUCUUCACCACAAUGAACAGCAAUAUAUUUUAUUUUCUGGUGAAUGCAAGUCUGGGAAAACAACAAACGUAAUGCAUGCACUUUCUCACCUCGCAUAUUUAGGUGCAAUGAAAAAUAAUACAGGAGAAAGGAUUCAAAAUGCAGCAACUGUAAUUAAUGCUUGUAUAAGUGGAGCAACUCCAAUAAACGCAAAUUCUACAAGAGCAAUUACUAAUAUACAAGUGACGUAUGGAAGUUCUGGUAAAUUAAGUGGUGCCAUAUUUUGGCUGUAUCAACUUGAGAAAUGGCGUGUGUCUUCAACAGACAUGGCACACGCAAAUUUUAAUAUCAUGUACUAUUUUUACGAUGCGAAAGAGGCAGAAGAUAAAUUAGAAGAACUGUGUUUAGAAAAAUAUCGCAAACAUAGGUAUUUGAGAAUCUUAGACGAAUCAAUAAGAAUUACGCCUGGUGCACGCGAACACGCGAAGGAUAAUGUUAAACAAUAUAACAAUAUUAUUGAAUACCUCAAACAAUUAGAUUGGCAGGAAGAAGAAAUCAAAUUUUUUGAAACUGUUCUGGCUGCUAUUUUAGUUCUGGGAAAUGUUAGAUUUAGAGAUGGUAAGAACGGGUCCGCGGAAAUAGAAAAUCCAGAAGAAGCCAAGAAAGUUGCUAAAUUGCUAGCUCUAGAUGAAACCAAGUUUAUGUGGGCAUUACUUAACUAUUGCCUUAUAGAAAAUGGAUCUGCAGUCAAAAGAAAACACUGCACUGAUGAUGCUAGGGAUGCACGAGAUACAUUAGCAAGUACGUUGUAUAGAAGAUUUGUUGACUGGGUAGUGAAUGUAAUCAACUCUAAAUUGGCAUUCAUGAGAUCCGUCUUCGGUGAUAAAUACUCUGUAAGUCUUAUAGACUUGUUUGGUUUCGAGUGUUAUCAUAGAAAUCGAUUAGAACAACUAAUUGUUAACACAACAAAUGAACAGCUGCAAUUUCUUUACAAUCAAAAAAUUUUUGCCUGGGAAAUGCAGGAAGAAGAAGAAGAAGAGAUUCCAGUAAUACCUUUACACUAUUAUGAUAAUAAAGGUAGUGUGGACCAACUUAUGGCGCGCCCUGCAGGGAUAUUUUAUGUAUUGGACGAAGCAAGCCGUACUGGAAGUGGGCUCGAAUUUAUUAUGUCCACUAUCAAAUCAAAUUGUAAAGGACCAUACGUCAAGCUAGCAGGUAGCCACGAAUUCAGUGUGGCUCACUACACCGGAAAAGUAAACUAUGAUGCUAGAGAAAUGGCAGAUAAAAAUAAAGAUUUCUUGCCUCCUGAAAUGAUAGAAACAAUGAGAGCGUCGGAAAAUAGUACAGUACAGGAACUAUUCAAAAAUAGACUUACAAUAACCGGUAAUCUCACGAUAGCUGUUGAUUCAUCGAAAUCAGCGAGUGGGUUAAAGUCACAAAAAGACGCGGAAAAUACUAAGGCACAGAAAUUCAACACCAUUUCAAAAGGCCAAUAUUCACAAGUACGACGCAUGAGAACAGCGGCGGCCACGUAUAGAGCUACAAGCCUUGAACUCCUAAAAGAACUGUCAGCCAGUGGUGGCAUAUAUUUCGUAAGAUGUAUCAGAACGGAUCUGAAUGAUAAUCCUCGAGGAUUUCAACCAGAAGUUGUGAAGCAACAAUUGAGGGCGAUGGCAGUUUUGGAUACAGCUAAAGCUCGCCAAUGUGGAUUUUCUUAUAGAAUUCCGUUUGCUGAAUUCAUUAAACGAUAUCGAUUCCUCGCCUUCGACUUUGACGAGAACGUGGAAGAAACGAAAGACAACUGCAGAUUGUUAUUGAUAAGACUUAAGAUGGAAGGUUGGGAAUUAGGAAAAACGAAAGUCUUUCUCAAAUACUAUAAUGAAGAGUUCUUAUCUAGGUUAUACGAAACACAAGUAAAAAAAAUUGUCAAAGUACAAAGCAUGAUGCGAGCAUUUUUGGGUAAACGUAAAGCUGCACAGAGCAAGUCUAAAGCUCAGCAUAUUAAAGAGCUGAAAAAACAGAAAUCAGCGAAUAUGAAUGAAGAUGAUGCUGCACUGGUGAUUCAAAAAGCUUACAGAGGACACGUCGUACGAAAAACAUAUGGACCUGUUGUAAACAAAACAGGUGACAUCGAUCCGUCGACGUCGGUUUUUCUGAAGCGCUUUGCGAGAAAAUGGAAGAGUAAAUCGCUUUUCCAAGUCCUACUUCAAUACCGUGCUUUUCGUUAUCAAGAUCUAGUUCAUUUCUCGCAGCAGAUUCAUAUUUAUAAUCAAGCAUUUAUGGAACUGCAAUCAAACAGUAGCACACCAGUUCUAUUGGACCGAGUAAAACCUCAAGUCAAACUCGACUUCCUUGGGGGAGGGAAACCAACAGUUUGGAAAUUACCAUUCCGCUUGGACGAAAUCCAGUUUUAUGACACGGCACAUAUGUGUGAUCCCAACGUUAAGAGCACCGACACAUUUGCCAGUCCUAACGAUUCAGACCACGAGCAGUGGGACGAACCUUUCAAACAUCGGUUUAGUUCGGCAGGCUCGAACACCAGAACGAAGAGCACACAGACGCUCCUUACCGUGCCCUUCUGCAGAGAUCCCACCCAGCCCAUGCCGAAAUUGCCCGAUGAACGAACGGAGUACACUCCGAACAGGCCAGUUGUUUAUAAAAAGAAAGCUGUUUCGUCGCCGCAAAAGUUUUACCAACCGCCGACGCCGUGGGCGACUCAUGUUGACGAUACAGAUGUCAGUGUCCCGCUACGGCGUGCCAGCCUCUACGGCACGGACGGUUCAGAACCCUGUGACCCCAUUCGCGAGCUUCAAGCACUCGCGAAAUCAACCGGGGACUUAAACGAAGAGGACGAUCCUCCGUUCAACUUUCAAGCUAUGCUGAAAAAAACGCCGAAGAAUAGAGCGUCUAUGAAGAGAUAUGGGGGCGGCGGGGAAAAUGAUAUGCUGGAGAGGAAACAGGCUCCGCCAAAGCGACUUAUAUCUCCCAUGGGACCCGGAUCAAACAAACAAGGCUACGGCGGCUCUGCGCCUACAUCACCUAUGUCGCCUACUUACACAUACGAUGACCCUCUGUCCAGAAGAAAUAAGAACUUCGUCGACAACAGAGACGACAACCAAACAGUUCAAAUAGCUCCUGGCAUAUCCGUUGAGGGUACUGUAACUGACUUGUAAGCAAAU